Molecule: messenger RNA, 726 nt
Organism: Metarhizium robertsii ARSEF 23
Lineage: Eukaryota; Fungi; Ascomycota; Sordariomycetes; Hypocreales; Clavicipitaceae
Product: Peroxisomal biogenesis factor 11
Exons: 2
Coding region: 1-726 (241 amino acids)
Biological process (GO): regulation of peroxisome size; peroxisome fission
Cellular component (GO): peroxisomal membrane
Source: RefSeq, a predicted model, not a curated record
AUGGUCGUCAACACGCUCGUGUACCACCCCUCCGUCAAGCACUACCUCAGCUUCGUCGCCACCACCGUCGGCCGCGACAAGCUCCUCCGCACCAUCCAGUACUUCGCCCGCUUCUACGCCUGGUACCUCCUGCGCACCAAUGCCACCAAGGCCCAAAUCGCCCCCUGGGACGUCACCAAGAAGCAAUUCGGCCUGACGCGCAAGAUCCUCCGCGUCGGCAAGAACGUCGAGCACCUCAAGGCCGCCGUCGAGACCGCCGACAACCCCAAGCCCGUCGACGCCUUCCUGCGCUACGCGGGCAUCGGCAGGCAGAUUGGCUACGCCGGCUACCUGACCUUUGACUCUGCCGCGCUGCCCGACGCCGCCGGCAUCAAGAAGUGGGACAAGGCCAAGACCGUCCAGGCCUACGGGUACAGGUUCUGGGCCAUGGGCCUGGUAUUCAGCAUCUCGGCCCAGCUGUAUACGCUGUAUCAGCUGAAGCAGCGGGAGGCCAAGAUUGACCGCAAGGACGGCGAGGGCGUCAUCAACAGCAAGCACAUCGCCCGCGAGCGAGCCACUAGCCAGCUCCAGCUCAUCUCUGACCUCUGCGAUCUCACCGUUCCCUCGUCUGCCCUCGGCUGGGCUGGUUUCGACGACGGCUUCGUUGGUCUCGCCGGUACCCUGAGCAGUUUGAUCGGCGUGUACAACCAGUGGAAGAAGGUCACCGCAAAGCCGGCCUCCAAGUAA